AGUGGAUAUUGAGGAAAUGUCAGAAAUUUUAUCAGUUGCGUUACAUUUCUGCCUAUGCCUAAUAACUGCAAAAGUAUACGUAGAUAACACACGACUAUAAGAUUUCAGAUAAAGUCAUGCAGACUGUAUUUAUGGUUGCUGAGAAGCCUUCAUUGGCUGAAUCAAUUGCAAAAUCGUUGUCGAAUAAACGUAAUUCAAGUAGACGGGAUUCAAUGGAGCAUGUUCUGUUCAUGAAUGGACUGGUCAAUUUAUGAGUGAACAAGUUCGCUUUAAAAUGACCUCAGUGUGUGGCCAUGUAAUGAACGUUGAUUUUUUAAGCCGUUACAACAGUUGGGACAAAGUGGAUCCUGCUGAAUUGUUUGUUGCCCCGAUUGAGAAAAAGGAAGCGAACCCUAAGUUGAAAAUGGUGGACUUUCUUCGUCAAGAGGGGAAAAAUGCGGGUAUACUAAUUCUUUGGCUGGACUGCGACAAAGAAGGUGAAAAUAUAUGCUUUGAAGUCAUCAACUGCGUUCAUUCAGUUAUGGUGCAUCCUAAACGAAUAUUACGCGCACAUUUCAGUGCUGUUACUGAUCAAGAAUUACAUGGUGCUAUGAAAAAUCUUAGAGAACCUAAUAAACACGAAGCGUUGUCAGUGGAUGCUAGACAAGAACUUGACCUUCGAAUUGGUUGCGCAUUUACUCGAUUUCAAACAAAAUUCUUCCAAGGUAAAUAUGGUGAUUUGAAUAGUAAUCUUGUAUCAUUUGGACCUUGUCAAACACCUACGCUAGGAUUCUGUGUAAAACGACAUGACCAAAUCCAAUCUUUCAAACCUGAGACAUUUUGGCGAAUAAAAGUGUCAGGCAAAGAUGACACUGGUGGGAUACUAGAAAUGUCAUGGAAUCGAGACCGCAUUUUCGAUAAAGAAGCGGCUAUGGUAUUUUUGAAUCGUGUAAAAUCUUGUAAAACUGCAGAAGUUGUACAGGUAUCUGUUAAACAAAAAAUUAAACCACGUCCACAAGGUCUAAACACAGUCGAAAUGUUACGAGUUGCAAGCUCAGGUUUAGGCAUUGGACCUCAUGCUACAAUGGCUAUUGCUGAACGACUUUAUACAUCUGGUUAUAUAAAUUAUCCACGUACCGAGACAACUGCCUAUCCAAGUACAUUCGACUUACGUGGGUUGUUACAGCAACAGGUAAACAAUCCCGUUUGGGGAGAUCUAGCGCGUGAAGUCUUACACUCUGGACUGACUCCCCCACGUGCUGGUCAUGAUGCCGGUGAUCAUCCGCCUAUCGCUCCAAUGCGUUAUGCUUCUUCACAAGAAUUGGGACAUGAAGCCUACCGAUUAUAUGAAUUUAUUACUCAGCAUUUCAUUGCUACUAUUAUGCCUGACUGUUGUUAUGAGCAGACACAAGUGGUAGUGUCGAUUGGUGAUGGUGAAUUAUUCACAAUUACGGGAUUAAGAGUUGUUGAACCUGGAUUUACGCGCAUUUUGACAUGGCAAGCAAUGGAGGAUAAACCUUUGCCUAAAUCACUUGUUCAAGGCUAUCAUUUAUCUUUACUUGAAGAACCAAGUUUAGUUGAAGGUCAAACUGGUCCACCAGAUUAUUUAACUGAGGCUGAAUUAAUCACUGCAAUGGAACGUCAUGGUAUUGGAACUGAUGCAUCAAUUCCUACACAUAUAGAAAAUAUUGUUCAAAGAGGCUAUGUUCAACUUAUUUCCGGACGUAAAUUACAGCCUACACCAUUGGGUAUUGUGCUUGUUCAUGGUUAUCAGACAAUAGAUGCAGAACUCGUCCUUCCACAUAUGCGUAGAGCUGUUGAAGAACAAUUAAAUCAUAUUGCUCGUGGUCAUGCUAAAUACGAUCUAGUAUUACAGUUUGUUUUAGCUAUAUUCGCUGCUAAAUAUCGUUAUUAUGUUGAGAAUAUUAAUGCAAUGGAUCAGUUGUUUGAGGUUUCAUUCACUACCUUGGCCAGUUCAGGUAAACCUCUAUCUAGAUGUGGUAAAUGUCACCGAUAUUUAAAAUUCAUCGACUCCCGGCCACAACGUCUUCAUUGUUCAAUAUGCAAUGAAACAUAUACACUACCGCAGAAUGGUACAAUCCGACCCUAUAAAACUGAAAAAUGUCCAUUAGAUAAGUUUGAAUUAUUAUGUUGGUCUCAAGGUUCUAAAGGCAGGGUAAGCUUAUUCAUACUCUUUAUGAAAAUUGAAACUUAGACAAAUUUCGCCUAUUUUAAAAUAAAUGUCUAUACCACCUAAAAACCUCGCUUGGUUAACUAGUUCACUAGUUACCAGCCGGUCCUAAGCCUGGGUAAAUAGGGAAGGUUGGGCAUAAGGCUAGCAACCCUACCCCCUGAAACAAAUCUAACCGCUAAACAAACUUCAAAGCACAAACAAAAUAUAAAAAAUAAAAACAAAAUUACUCUUCGCUAGAAUCGGAGAGGUGAAAUGACACCGGCUGGUGAAAGCCUUCGAGAAGCCAAUUGGCCGAUGUGUCUUCUCUUGAUGAAAGCGAAAGUAAACUUGGGGACAUGGAAUGUCCGCACGAUGUUUGAACCCAGCAAGGCAGCCCAGAUUUCAAACGAGAUGAGGAGGUAUCAUAUUGAAGUGCUUGGAAUUUGCGAAAGCAGAUGGAAUGGGAGUGGACUCUCCAAACUGUCAACUGGAGAAUCAAUAAUCUACUCCGAUAUUGUCACCCAGACGACAGCCAUGAGCACACUGAGUUUCGGAGUGGCUAUCGUGAUGUCCCCAAGAGCAUCGAAGGCUCUCACGCAGUGAGAACCAGUCUCCUCCAGGAUCAUGACAGCAAGAUUCAACUCAAAAGGAAGGAAGGUCACAAUCAUACCAUGCUACGCUAUGCACCUACAUAUAAUGCAGAUGAAGAGAAAAAGGAGGAAUUCUACAGACAACUUCAAUGAACACUGGAAAAGACCUCAGUUAGCAAUAUCAAAAUUUUAAUGGGCGACAUGAAGGCCAAACUGGGAGGGGACAACACAGGUAGAGAACUAACCAUGGGUGGAGAAGCGCUCGGUGAGGUGAUGAACGAGAAUGGAGAAUUGUUUGCAGAAUUCUGUACAUUCAACGAUUCGGUGAUUGGAGGCAGUGUGUUCAAGCAGAAGGAUAUCCACAAAGCGACAUGGAUUUCAACAGACACCAGGACACACUAAAAAUUUGAUCGACUUUAUCUCAAUCUCAAGAAAGUGUAGACGCAGUCAGCCUACUUGGCACAAGGUCAAGAAGAGGAGCAGAUGUAGGUUCACACCACUCACUAUCUAGUGCAAGGAACCUUCCAAAUCAAGUUGAAAGUCUUCAAGGAAGCUGGUGAUAGACUGCGGUUCAAGUACAACACUCGGAAACUGAACUGAAGGAUGAAACUACAAAGGAAAUCUUCACGGCAGCCAGCCAUCAAGACAAAAUGGGAGAUAUCGAGGAACAUCCCUGAAGAAAUCUGUGUGGAAGAACACUGGAAGUCUUUGAAAGCUAUGUAGAAAGAAACCUGCAGAACCGUAUUAAGAAGGAAGAAGAUAAGGAAUAGAUCUCGAUGGAUACAUGGAAGCUGAUAGAUGAGGGAGAGGAAGUUGGUGAUGGUGAAGCAGAAGAUAAACUAAUGCAAGGAUGCACAACGAGAAGAGGAACUGAGUACAAUGUUUAAAACACUACACUGGACAAAGAAGUGAAGAAGAGUGGGUGGAAAGACAAAAGACACUUCUACGAGACACUGGCAAGUGAAACAGAACAGACAGCUGGUAGGAGAGACAGAGACCUGACAACAUUGUAUUAAAUAACCAGGUUGCUAUUAGAGAGGAGAUCAACGCAGACGAAGCCAAUAAAAGAUGAUGAAGGAAAUUUAAUUAUCAAAGAAGAGAUACAAAGGAAACGAUGGGCCGACCACUUCGAAAAGCUCUUGAAUUGACCACCACCUGCACUUCGUCCAGAAAUACCACCUGCAGCCCAGACACAGAACUACAAGUGAACAUAAAUCCUCCAACAAAAAUGGAAGGCCUGAACGCCAUAAAGCUACUGAAAUGUGGGAAAGCAGCAGGACCAGAUGAAAUCUCACCAGAAGCACUGAGAACAGACGCAGAGACAACAGCCGACAUGCUCACACCACACCACUAUUGCAGAAGGUGUGGAAGGAAGAGAAGGCGCCUUGAGAUUGGAUGAAGGGCUACCUUGUCAAACUCCCGAAGGAGGGCGACCUAAGUCCUUGCAAGAACUGGCGCGGAAUCCCGCUCCUGUCCACCCCAAGCAAAAUAUUAAGCCGCAUCAUCCUGGAGAGACUAAAGGAUGCACUUGAUUCGAAAUUACUACCGGAACAGGCUGGCUGGGUGGCUUCAGGAAGAACAAAUCAUGUGCGGACCAAAUUGCAACGCUUUGCAUCAUCAUAGAACAGAGUAUAGAAUUGCAGUCGACUCUCCACCUCAACUUCAUCGAUUUUGAGAAGGCCUUUAACAGCGUCGACCGAGAGGUAAUUUGGAAACUGCUUCAAUACUACGGAAUACCACAAACCUUUAUCAGCCUCAUUCAACAACUAUGUGAAGACGCCACAUGCCAAGUAAUUCACAAUGGGAAGCUCACUGAUGCUUUUGAAGUGAAGACAGGAGUGAAACAAGGCUGUCUACUAUCACCUAUGAUAUUUCUGAUUGUGGUCGACUGGAUCAUGCAACAAACAUUGAGGAGUGAGAAGAGGGGCAUACGCUGGCUAAACCGCGGAAAAGAACCUACAAGACUCGGAUUUCGCCAAGGAUGACUUGUGUCUGAUGUCAUACAAACUUGAAAAUCUACAGACGAAAACUAACAAGUUUUCAGAAGAGGCAGGGCAGCGAAGGAAGACGGGACUUCAAGCGAAUAUAGAGAAGACAGAGGUAAUGAAGCUACCCAACCAACAACUCUAACAGCAACAACAAACUCCAGUCACCAUCAGCGGGAGAAACUUAAAGGAAGUAGCCUCUUUCACCUAUCUAGGAAGCACUGUUUCAACUACAAGUGGCGGCGCAGACGAAGAUGUCGAAGUCAGAAUCAGAAAAGCAAGACAGGCGUUCAUUAGCCUGAAACCAAUGUGGAGAUCUUCUGCACUCCAUUCAGCAUGUGGAACGAGAUCCGGAUUUUCAGCACCGUCAAGUCAGUGCUUCUGUAUGGUUCAGAGACUUGGCGCGUUACGAAAGGGAUUUCCAAUAAAAUACAGACAUUCAUCAACAACUGCUUACGCUCGCUACUGAAGAUCAGAUGGCCAGAAUAAUAAGAAUAAGCAACAAGGAGCUCUGGGAACGAAGCAACCAAGAACCCGCCGCUCAACAAAUAUGUCGAAGGAAGUGGAGAUGGAUUGGACUGGGCAUACACUGAGAAGACCAACUGGGGACAUCACGCUUCAGGCCAGUUCGUCGAGUGAAGCCCUGAUGGGAAGCGACGAGUUGGGUGUCAAGUCGAGGGUGACAUGGAGGAGAUCGUGCGAGGAGGAAAUGAGAGGUUGUGGGCUGUCGUGGAGCCAAGUUCAAAAGAUUUCAGGGAAGAGAGUGGAAUGGAGACGUGCUACUGAAGCCCUAUUUUCCAUUAGGAACCCAAGGGACAAAUAAAAUAAUGCCACGUAAAAUGUUUGUUAUUAGUAAAAUGGUUGAUUUAAUAGUGAUUGUUGUUAUUCGAUAUCAUCUAAAGGGUUAUCUCUAAUUUCUAAGUAUGUUUCUUGCCUGUUUUCGAUUAUUCAGUAAUUCAUACUAUUGAUUUGUUUUUGUUCCAACCGAAUUCUAUGGUCAAGGUCUUUGGGUUACACUUCUCUAAGUUGUUCGCUUGACACUUCAUCUUUGACAUCAAGCUUCUACAUGAUCCAGAUUUUAUUUUACUAUCUCAUCGUCUGAACCUUAUCGCUAUGGGAAUAUCAUUGUUUUUAGCUUUUUGUUUGCACAGUUAUUGAUGCCUAUCACUAUCGUAAUAUGAGGUUCAGAAACUUCAAAUGACA
Messenger RNA from Heterobilharzia americana, 5930 nucleotides. Lineage: Eukaryota; Metazoa; Platyhelminthes; Trematoda; Strigeidida; Schistosomatidae. The record is from the annotation of a GenBank genome assembly.